Molecule: messenger RNA, 570 nt
Organism: Papilio machaon (common yellow swallowtail)
Lineage: Eukaryota; Metazoa; Arthropoda; Insecta; Lepidoptera; Papilionidae
Exons: 2
Coding region: 75-494 (139 amino acids)
Biological process (GO): sensory perception of smell
Molecular function (GO): odorant binding
Source: RefSeq, a predicted model, not a curated record
GAACCAAAAGGUAAGCAUCAUUCAGUUGUAACAAUUGAAACCAAUAAGACUUCAAUCGAAUAUCUUCAUUCACGAUGUUGUACUUUGUGGUUGUCCUGUCUCUUCUGUCUGUGGUCGCCCUCGGCGAUGAUUCCAAACCCUCCAUCCAGUUGCCGCCUCUCGUUCUCAACACAAUCAAGGAAGCGGCAUCAACCUGCCUCAAAGAGACCGGAGCCAGCCAAGAGGUUUCCGACAAUUUCCUUAAACUCAAAUUCGGCACCGAUCCCGACAGCAAGAACUUCCUGUACUGUAUGGGUAGAAAGACCAACAACGCCGAUGAGGAUGGUCACCUUAACGAAGCUCUCGUCACUCUAUUCGAAGGCAAUGAACACAAGGAUGAAGUCGCUAAGGUCAUAGAGGAUUGCAACAAGCACCAAGAAUCGAACAAGAUUGACACCAUGCACAAAGCUGUUGAAUGCUUCUACAAGAACACCCCCGUUCACUUGUCUGUUUAAAUUUUGCUUGGAAAACAUAACUUUCUUUUCUUUUUCUUAUAUAAAGUUCUGUAAUAAUAAAUGAUAGUGUAUUAAA